AUGUUCCCAUCUUCGCCACUUUGGCCUUGCUCGUUACCAGGGCUCAUGGGAGGAGGAGGGGGUGGUGGCGGCGUAGAGGAUCGUUGUCGCUUGGAAGAAGACGGGGUGGUAUACUCGGUCAUGCUUCCAUCACCGAUGCUUGGCUCAUCUUCUCUCUUACGUUUCAGAUGGCCUUGCAAAUCCUCUGUCAUGGUCGUAGGCGUCUCGCCAUCCUGUGCUGUAACCCGAUCGUCCUCAUCGUCAGACAUCUUCAUGUCCGGACCGUCGUCCUCGACAACCUCGGCUGCCGCGUCGUUUGGCUUCGAAUCUGGCUCCUUCGACUGCCGCUCUGCUUUCCGUUGUUCGUAUGCGCGGUGCUUGGCGACAGCCUUGUCGAAGAAUUCUUUGCAGAACUUUUUCACCUUCUUUUGCUGCUUGUCAUCGAUCUUGGUAGGGUCACCAACACGGUUGUUUUUGAAAUCCGAAUUAACCAAUUUCUUAGCCACCUGCGUCGACAGCAAUUGA
Messenger RNA from Aspergillus niger, 504 nucleotides. RefSeq lists its product as hypothetical. Lineage: Eukaryota; Fungi; Ascomycota; Eurotiomycetes; Eurotiales; Aspergillaceae. The transcript has a single exon. The coding region runs from base 1 to 504 and encodes 167 amino acids. The record is from RefSeq and is a predicted model, not a curated record.